Closterium sp. Yama58-4 is the source of this 921-nucleotide messenger RNA. NCBI's taxonomy places the organism in Eukaryota, Viridiplantae, Streptophyta, Zygnematophyceae, Desmidiales, Closteriaceae. The record is from the annotation of a GenBank genome assembly.
AUGCCGCAUGUGCCAUGGCUGGCUUGGGGGUUUGCUGUGCGUGCCCCUCCGUGCAUGCCCAACGGCAGGAGGUAUGCAGAAAGGGAGGCGUGUGGUGAUGCGCUCGCGCGCAUGGGCGCUCUUGCUCAGAUCGCACAUGCAGCUUCACUCACAAGAAUUGCGCGGUCACUGCAGCCCUACUCCACCCUCCGCCAGAUCUACUGCCACCCUCAAGUACCCUACCGUUUCCGCUGUCUGGCCCGGGUCAUCUACGCGUCUCACCUACACCCCCGCCAUUUCACCGCCUUCCUGCCUCCCAGGCCCCGCCCUGCUUCCUCUGCUGCUCCCUCUGCCCCCCCUGCACCUCCCUUGGGGUCUCUCCCCUUCACGAAUGGGCGAACAAGGGCUGAUGAGAGGGAUGUGGGUGCAGUUCACGGUCGCAUGGACGGCAGUGGCUGGGGCAAUGGUGGUGAUGGUAGAGAGGGGGCGAAUGUGCAGGUGGGUGGAGAGACGGUAGGGGUGAAGCGGAAGAGGCAAGGGCGGAAAAGCAGAGGAGAUGUGGACAGCUGCAGAGGAAAAGGGUCGAGUGCGGGGCAGGAAGGAGGUGUAACGCAGGAGGCAGGAGGCGAUGGGGCGGUAGCACGAGGGGGGGAGAGGCGGUGGGCAGCAGGGCUGGUGCUGGUGUUAGAGGACUGCACUGGCCGCCUGCUCGUCCGCCUUGCUGCCCACCAUGCUGAGAAAGGGACAGGGGAGGUGUGGGAAGGGGAGGUGUGGGAAGGGGAGGUGUGGGAAGGGGAGGUGUGGGAAGGGGAGGUGUGGGAAGGGGAGGUGUGGGAAGGGGAGGUGUGGGAAGGGGAUGGGGGGAGGCAGAGGGAGGCGAGCAGGGAGGAAACAGCAACGCCUGCAGCAUCACGUGGACGGCACAGAGAGCAGCAGAGGUAG